UAAGAGUCGUAUUCUAAACAGCAAAAGAUUCAAUAUUUUUUUUUGUGAAAGUGAAAGAUUCUAUCAGUGACCUUCACAUUAUCCAAUAUCCAUCUAGAUGAAGGAAUACAACGAUAUUUGUUGUUUUCCAUUUUAUUAUUAUUUGGAGUUUUGAAGGAUGAAUUCCUUAAAUUUAGUACCAACAUUGAUCGUCUCUCCUCAUUCGGACCCUAAUCCCAAACUCGUUUCCUUCUUCAAAGACAAGCCUUACACUCUGAUAUGCUCUUCUCGCCACCUUUCGAAUAAGCUCAGAGUUUCAGCCCUCAAAAGGGACCCUCCCGAGUCACAACAACAGACUCGUAGCGUUGCAGAUGACGAAGGAACUGAGAAACUCUCACUGCCUCAAAACGCUGCAAAUUCUGAUUCCGGAUGGUUGCCUGCUUUUCCCCACGUUCUUGUUGCUUCAAUGUCCAAUUUUAUAUUUGGGUAUCACAUUGGAGUCAUGAAUGGCCCUAUUGUUUCCAUCGCUCGGGAGCUUGGUUUUGAGGGAAACUCCUUCAUUGAGGGACUCGUGGUUAGUAUAUUUAUUGCUGGUGCAUUUAUUGGGAGCAUAAGCUCUGGUUCAUUGGUAGAUAGAUUUGGUUGCCGGCUCACAUUUCAGAUUGACAGCAUACCCUUAAUCCUUGGGGCAAUAAUAAGUGCACAAGCCCACACCUUGAAUGAGGUAAUUGGGGGAAGGUUUCUUGUUGGUCUUGGUAUAGGUGUGAAUACCGUUCUUGUUCCAAUAUAUAUAUCUGAGGUAGCCCCAACAAAAUAUAGGGGUGCCCUAGGGUCUUUAUGUCAAAUUGGCACUUGUCUUGGCAUUAUUACUUCACUAUUUCUUGGAAUACCUUCUGAGACUGAUCCACAUUGGUGGAGGACAAUGCUGUAUAUUGCUAGUAUCCCGGGUAUUCUUGUUGCACUUGGUAUACAGUUUGCUGUUGAUAGUCCACGCUGGCUUUGCAAGGCUGGGAGAAUAAAUGAUGCUAAAUCAGUAGUACGCGAGCUUUGGGGAGCAUCUGAAGUUGAUACUGCAAUUGAGGAAUUUCAGUCCGUCACCAAGAAUGAUGGUAGUGAUUUGGACAGCCGAUGGUCAGACAUCUUGGAGGAGCCACAUUCUAGAGUUACCUUUAUUGGAGGUACUCUUUUUGUACUUCAGCAAUUUGCAGGCAUAAAUGGAGUUCUUUAUUUUUCAUCAUUGACCUUUCAAGAAGUUGGAGUUGAAAGCAGUGCUUUAGCAAGCUUGUUUGUUGGGCUUACUAACUUCGCAGGUGCACUUUGUGCUUUAUACCUGAUUGAUAGGGAAGGGAGACAGAAACUUCUAAUAGGAAGCUAUGUAGGAAUGGCAAUUUCAAUGUUUCUCGUGGCCUCUGCUGUCAUCUUACCAUUGGACGAGCAAUUCAGCAACAACUUAUCAAUACUAGGAACUAUCAUGUAUAUAUUCUGUUUUGCAAUUGGAGCUGGCCCUGUGACUGGUAUCAUUAUACCAGAGCUUAGCAGCAGCAGGACACGAGGGAAGAUCAUGGGGUUCAGUUUUUCUACCCAUUGGGUCUGCAAUUUUGUGGUGGGAUUAUUCUUCCUUGAGUUGGUGGAGAAAUUUGGUGUUGCACCUGUGUAUGCUAGCUUUGGAGCAGUUUCCCUGUUAGCCGCAGCAUUUGCCUAUUACUUCAUAGUAGAAACCAAGGGUCGCUCUCUGGAAGAAAUUGAACGAUCCUUGAACCUGAAAGCUUGAACCAAUGAUGAAUCUUAUUUUGGGGUUAAGCAUCAACAUGAGCUUAACUGAUAAGAAAAACAGGAUGUCCGGAGACUGUUUUCAUAAUGUAAGAUGGCUCUAAACAGCAUGAAUUUGCGUCUCAGCAACCUUGGUUGCUUCUACUUCUAAUCAAUGUAUAAUUAAAUUUUAAUAUUUAUUCCGAUUCUCUUCGAUCGUUUUGCCUGAUGCA
Molecule: messenger RNA, 1961 nt
Organism: Cajanus cajan (pigeon pea)
Lineage: Eukaryota; Viridiplantae; Streptophyta; Magnoliopsida; Fabales; Fabaceae
Product: Major facilitator superfamily protein
Biological process (GO): monosaccharide transmembrane transport
Cellular component (GO): membrane
Molecular function (GO): hexose transmembrane transporter activity
Source: RefSeq, a predicted model, not a curated record